Molecule: messenger RNA, 1880 nt
Organism: Monomorium pharaonis (pharaoh ant)
Lineage: Eukaryota; Metazoa; Arthropoda; Insecta; Hymenoptera; Formicidae
Product: urokinase-type plasminogen activator
Exons: 11
Coding region: 66-1685 (539 amino acids)
Biological process (GO): proteolysis
Molecular function (GO): serine-type endopeptidase activity
Source: RefSeq, a predicted model, not a curated record
CCGUUAAUUCGUGAACCUAUACUCGAAUAACAAUAUCAGUAGCCAAGUUACCUACGACCGCAGCCAUGCUGAUUAUAUUCUGUCUGACGUUGAUAGUUUCCGCCUUGUGCUUAGAUCCUAGAAUAAUCGGUGGUGCACCUACAACCAUCAGUAAGCAUCCGUAUCAGGUCUCUAUUCAUAAAGACGGUAUUCUCGAAUGCGGAGGCUCCCUAAUCCACAGGCAAUGGAUUUUGACAGCGGCACAUUGUGUCUACGGUGAGAGUAAGUCGCGCUUCAGCGUACGCGUUGGAAGCACUUAUCACGACGAAGGAGGCAGUCUGAUCACAAAGAUUGAUUCAAUCAUUUUUCACGAAGAGUAUGAACCGUACACUUACGAUUACGAUGUGGCUUUAAUUAAAUUGCCUAAACCUGUAACGUUGGGUUCAAAUGUAAAACUUAUUCUUCUUUCGUUACCAUCUGUGCCCAUACCACGUGUCAAAGCAACUGUUGCAGGAUGGGGAAAGACAUCGCCAAGCGGCACGAUUUCGAAAGUAUUGCAAAGCGUUACUUUGCCGAUUAUUGAUCAAGAGAAUUGUCGCAAGAUCUACGCUGGUUAUCGGCCAGUGACCUCCAACAUGGUUUGCGCCGGUAACGGCGAAAAAGACACCUGUCAAGGAGAUUCCGGCGGCGCGCUCGUGUACAACGGCGUCCAAAUUGGGAUCGUGUCCUGGGGCGUUCGGUGUGCGAGUGCUGGAUUUCCAGGAGUGUAUACGCGAGUACCCGCCAUACGGCAGUGGAUAACCGACCGCACGAAAGUGUAUAUACGCGACUUACUAGUGCACGUGCUUGUACGCUGUAGUAAGAUGUUGCGAAACUUUAUUUCCUGCUUCUUACUUGCCGCAUCCUUCUUGAUGCGAGCGGGCUCCCCUCUUGACCCUCAGGUCGCGAGAGGCACGGCAACCGACAUAAAGCAGCAUCCUUAUCAAUUGAGCCUCCAGCGAAAUUCGCGGCACGUUUGCGGAGCCGUCAUCAUCAGUAAUAAAUGGGCUGUCACAGCAGCUCAUUGCGUUAGUUCACCGGCAAGCGUUUACAGACUCCACGCAGGAAGUAACGACAAAUACGGGGGCGUCUACUAUCCAGUUAAAAGGAUCGUUCGACACCCCGCCUACAAUUUCCUGACGAUCGAUUACGAUAUCGCCCUUCUCGAGAUCGACGGCGAAAUCACAUUUAACGACAGGGUGCAGCCAGUGAAGCUGCCGGAAAAGGAACUCGCGAGCGGUGUUAUGGCGAACGUUACCGGAUGGGGCGCGGCGAAGGCAGAUGGAGAGCCGUCGCCGGUAUUAAUGAAAGUAUCGCUUCCGAUCGUGAGCAGAAAGACGUGUCGAGACAUAUACAGAUACAUCCGCAGCAUCACCGAUCGAAUGAUCUGCGCGGGUUACAUGUAUGGCGGUCAGGACGCGUGUGACGGCGAUUCGGGCGGGCCCCUUACGGCAAAUGGUACCCUCUACGGAAUUGUAUCCUGGGGAUACCGAUGCGGUCAGCCGUUUUAUCCCGGUGUUUACACCAACGUUGCGGAUCUUCUCUGGUGGAUAAAGUGGAUAAUCCUUGACAAUUACACAACUCUUGUGCAUCUCAAUUUUUGGACAAAAGAAAAUCGACUAAAAGGUCUGGAUGACAAUUACAUGAAACAAGAUCUUAAGGAAUAAAGGUUUUAUAAUGCAUGUUAUGUGAUAUUGUUUGUAAAAAUUAAUGCAAUCGAGAAUGCGAGUUUCCAUAAAUUAUCGCAUCAGGCAGGUAAUUUUCGGAAAAGAAGGCAAACGGUACAUAAAAUCGUUAUAAUUAAUAUACUGAUUAAUAUUAAAAAGUAAAUAAAUUAAGAGGAAAUAAUAUAAUAAGGCAUA